Labeo rohita (rohu) is the source of this 2362-nucleotide messenger RNA. It is a transcript of the gene idua, whose product is annotated as alpha-L-iduronidase. Bases 36 to 1967 code for a protein of 643 amino acids. Gene Ontology annotation, molecular function: L-iduronidase activity; protein binding. Gene Ontology annotation, biological process: carbohydrate metabolic process. The transcript has 14 exons. The record is from RefSeq and is a predicted model, not a curated record. Lineage: Eukaryota; Metazoa; Chordata; Actinopteri; Cypriniformes; Cyprinidae.
AGUGAACGUGAGUGUUUUUAAGUGACGUCAGCAGCAUGUCUAGAUGUAAACAUAACAUUAGUUCAUUCAUACGGACAGUAUUUCUGUCAGUCCUGAUGAUAAAACCGCAGCAGUUUGUUAUAGCUUCUUCUGUGGAGGUUCAAGUGAAUGUUGGCAAGCCACUACGAAAUUUAAAGCACUUUUGGAGAAGCACUGGAUUCUGCCCUCCACAGCCACACACUGAUGCACACCUGUAUGAUCUCAGUGUAGACCAGCAGAUAAAUCUGGCUUUGAUCGGCUCUGUGCCACACAGAGGAAUCCAGCAGGUACGGAUACACUGGAUGCUGGAGCUGGUGUCUGCAAGCAUUUACAGUGGAGAAUAUCACUAUAACUUUACUCACUUGGACCAGCUGAUUGACCUUCUCUGGCAGAAUGGACUGCAGCCGGGGUUUGAACUAAUGGGCAGCGUGUCCAACACCUUCAGCAACUUUGAAGACAAAAGCCAAGUUACUGAAUGGAGGAAUUUGGUCUAUUCGAUUGCCAAAAGAUACAUAUGGAAAUACGGCCUCGGCUUUGUCUCUCAGUGGAACUUCGAGACGUGGAAUGAGCCAAACAACCACGAUUUUGACAACAUGACUGUGUCAGUCCAAGGGUUUCUGAACUAUUAUGAUUCCUGCUCUGAGGGCCUACGUGCAGCAAGUCCUCUCUUGAAGUUCGGUGGUCCAGGAGAUUCCUGUCAUUCUCCACCCCGCUCGCCGUACUGCUGGGAGAUGCUACAGCACUGUUAUAAUGGUACAAACUACUUCACUGGAGAGACGGGAGUACGGCUAGACUACAUCGCCCUACAUAAGAAGGGAGGUGGCAGCUCGUUACCCAUCCUGCAGCAGGAAGUGGCCACUGUGCAAGAGAUCCAGCAGAAGUUUCCACAGUUUCGUUCUGUCCCGAUCUACAAUGACGAGGCAGAUCCGCUGGUUGGCUGGAACAAACCUCUCACCUGGAGAGCAGACGUCACCUAUGCAGCCAUGGUGGUUAAGGUCAUCUCACAGCAUCAGAACAUGCUCAUCGCUGACCUGAACAGUACCAUCAACUACACACUGCUUAGCAAUGACAAUGCUUUCCUUAGUUACCACCCGCACCCGUUUACCCAGCGCACUCUCACCGCCCGAUUCCAGAUCAACAACACAAACCCGCCACACGUGCAGUUAGUACGGAAACCAGUCCUGACUGUGAUGGGCCUGUUGGCAUUGUUAGGUGAGACUCAGGUGCAGGCUGAGGUGCUGAUUGACGGCUCUGAAGUGAAUUCAUCAGUGGGUGUGCUGGCCACCGUUCACGUCCCUCAGGUGCCGUACACAGCCGAUAGCUGGCAGACCACCGUCCUGCUGUAUAACAGCAGAGAUAACAAGACCUCCUCCACCGCAGACAUCAUCACUCUGUGCCUCACUGGAAUACCUCAGCGAAAGGGUCUGAUGUAUGUGACACAUUACAUGGAUAACAAUGUGACAAACCCAUUUAAACUGUGGGAGAACAUGGGCAGCCCUGACUAUCCCACUGCACAACAGUUCACACAGCUACGGAACCAAGAGGAUCCACAGACUGAUGGGCCUCUGCCGGUCCCAUCUGAUGGCUCUCUGACGCUGAAGGCAACGCUUCCUGUCCCCUCAGUGCUGCUCGUACACAUAUGUGCUCAGUCUAAGGAACGGCCCAAUCAGGUAAACGGGGUGCGUUUCAUCACCAUCACCAAAGGACAGGUUCUGAUCAUUUGGAAGGAUCACUGCAUCGGCACGAAGUGUAUAAAAACAUAUGAAGUGGAAUUCUCCAAAGAUGAGAAAACUUUCCACAGGAUUAAUCAGAGAGACACUAUUUUCACAUACUUCACUUAUUCUCCAGAGAGUCUGGAGGUGAACGGUUAUUAUAGAGUGAGAGCUGUGGAUUACUGGGGAAGAAAUGGAGAAUAUUCUAUCACUGAGCAAUAUUCAGAGAACUGGUAGUCUUGAUUAGACUUUGACAGACUUUUGACUUUCCACAUACAAUAAAGUUCACUUUGUAUCCUAUUUUGAUCAAAAACUGCUCACUAGGACAGUAUGGCAUUGGUUUGACCAACAUGUAAAGUGUCCAAACAGUUAAUUGUUUUUACAUAUCAUUUAGGGGUGUUCAUGAUUCUGCAAUAAUUUAUCUUAAAAACACAACUGUUUUUAACUAGCAAGUCUAUAAGUCUGUGCAGCCUCUGUUUGUCGUAUUUGUAGUUAAAAUGCAUACAAGACAGCCCAUGGGUAUUUUUUUUAUCUAAGCUAAAAAUAGAUUGAAUGGACCGUAUAAUAAAUUUUUAAAACAACAUGAAGUUUUAUGUACCUUGUUACUUGUACUGAAUUGAUUAAAACAGACU